This is a messenger RNA of Meleagris gallopavo (turkey), 798 nucleotides long. RefSeq names its product spexin hormone (gene SPX). The record is from RefSeq and is a predicted model, not a curated record. Gene Ontology annotation, cellular component: cytoplasm. Lineage: Eukaryota; Metazoa; Chordata; Aves; Galliformes; Phasianidae. Gene Ontology annotation, biological process: positive regulation of gastro-intestinal system smooth muscle contraction. Gene Ontology annotation, molecular function: neuropeptide hormone activity.
AACAAGCUGCAGUUGCUACGAGAAGAUGACAACAUGGCAACGCAGCCAUGUUUGCAAGAGUGUGGGACUCCAACACCACCAAAUUCAAGCAGCUCAGACUUGAAUUUGUCUGAGCUUCAGACAAAUGACUUCAGAAAGCGAGCUGACAAGAGAUCCCUUUGGACUUCUCCAGCCCACCAGAGAAGGGGAGGGGACAUUCACUCUGAAGAUUUAAAAAGGUGCCCCCAAACCCUUAGGUCUUGUGACACAUUAUUCCAAGAAACGAAGACUGAAGAUUUGCUACUUCAAUAGGUAUGAAGGGACUGCGUAAACUGACAGCACCUGCAAUGGCACUGUUCCUUACAGUGUCCUUCCUGUCUUCUUCCUGGAGUGCUCCUCAGGCUCAUUUCCAAAGGAGAAACUGGACUCCUCAGGCUAUGCUCUAUUUGAAGGGUGCACAGGGACGUCGAUUCAUCUCAGAUGAGAGCCAGCGAAAGGAUCUGUAUGGCAGAAUGCAGCUUGAAACACGCAGCCAAACCACAAAUCCUUUAUCUCUUUCUGAAGCUGCAGCAUUGUUCCUUAGUUCAUUACGGAAGGCCCAAGAAGUGGAAGAAGAAAACAGUGAUCACACUGGCUACCUGAUGGAUAAUCUAUCAAACUGGUGAAAUAUUUGAAAUUUCUUUAACAUUUGUAUUCCAUCCACCCUGAAACCAUUAUCUGUGUAAACAGUGUUUAAUCUCCACUUAAGUGCCAAAAAGUUGAUGUAUAUAUUCACUGCAACAUUUUGAAUUUCAAACUGAUUAAAAUUUACCAGUUCAG